This is a messenger RNA of Talpa occidentalis (Iberian mole), 652 nucleotides long. Its product is annotated as X-linked retinitis pigmentosa GTPase regulator-interacting protein 1-like. Gene Ontology annotation, cellular component: photoreceptor connecting cilium. Bases 176 to 652 code for a protein of 158 amino acids. NCBI's taxonomy places the organism in Eukaryota, Metazoa, Chordata, Mammalia, Eulipotyphla, Talpidae. Gene Ontology annotation, molecular function: thromboxane A2 receptor binding. The transcript is spliced from 4 exons. The record is from RefSeq and is a predicted model, not a curated record. Gene Ontology annotation, biological process: retinal rod cell development; non-motile cilium assembly.
CUCUUAACAAGCCAGAAGGACAAGAGGAUUCUAGAGUACCAGAGGACACCGGAAUAGUCAGAGAAAAGAAUUAGCUCUCUGGAGGAAUCAGCAACGCUUGGGAGCUGAUAUAGCAUCACAUCUUCAGGUGGAUGAAACAUCAAAGGAUCUAUUACACACCUUAGACUUGUUAUUUAUGAUGCUACCAACAUCAAAAGGUAAGAAUAUAAAAGGUCAGCCAACUUUGAGCAGGAUGAGCCGGGAAGAACUGGAGGACAAUUUGUUUCGUCUUCGUGAAGAGCACAUAUUGGUGAAGGAACUUUCUUGGAAGCAACAGGAUGAGAUCAAAAGGAUGAGGACAACUAUCCUCCGAUUGACUGCCAAGGGCCGAGACCUGAGGGUAGAGGCGGCAGCAGGGGAGCAGCUCUUAGAGCCAACAAAGAGGCCACCGAACACGGGGUGGCGGCAGCGUCCCCACAAGCACCAGCACUCCUUGAUGCAUGGGUUGCGACAGCAGUUUCAGAGUGUUGGCCCCCCUGCAAGAUACCGUACCCAACCACGCGUCCCCACAGGACACAGACAGCUCCAUUCUGCUGGUGCUCAGGUGCUGGAGAAACCCAAGAAUGGUGCGGAUCAGGGCCGAAGCCCCAAAAGGCAAAAACACUGGAAAUGA